AUGCCUCCAAAGUGGAAUCCAAGAUAUCAACAUAAUAAGCGAUUCCAAAGAAAAUCCAACCCUCGUUUUCACUCUCGACAUCAGAACAAAGACAACGCGUAUAAUUUGUCGUUAAAUAAUAUAAAUCAAUCAAUAGACAACAUUCACCCCAAUUCAAUAAGUGGGUUACGCAAAGUUUCUGAACUACCUGAUCGAUUUAGAUCAUUAUUUCCCUUUGGCGUCUUCAACAGCAUUCAGUCACAAUGUAUUGAUACCGCCUUAUACACGAAUGAAAAUCUCGUUGUAAUCGCGCCAACUGGAUCCGGUAAAACUGUAGUAUUUGAGCUUGCAAUGAUUAAUGUACUUAUGAAUAGUAAUGAUCAUGCAAGAAUGGUGUAUAUGGCGCCAACUAAGAUUGACGAAGUUCAUAUAUUGCACGAAGACAGAGGUGCCAUUCUUGAGGCUGUUGUUAGCAGAAUGAAACUCAUGGGAACCUAUAGCAGAUUUAUCGCAAUUUCUGCAACCGUGCCCAAUAUUGAAGAUGUUGCAUCUUGGAUCAAUCUUGGUUUUCAGAGUGACAAUAAAUUUCCUCAAAAUAAUGUUAAAAUUUUACAAUUUGGAGAUGAGUAUCGACCUGUACGACUCUCUCGUCAGGUAUUAUCUUAUCCAUCAGAUGGAAAUAUAUUCAAAUUUGAUAAAACAUUGAACGAUAAACUUCUUGACAUAAUUCAACAGUAUUCUAACGGGAAGCCCUCAAUGGUGUUCUGUAUAACGAGGAAGUCUACAGAAGAAGCGUGUCAGGCUAUCGUUAAACAAAUCAAAAAUAUGCAUAAAGAUUUACCGUGGAACAUCAGGCCAAUUGAAAUUACGUUUCACGACAAACAGUUACAAGAAUUCGUAAAAUAUGGUGUUGUCUUUCAUCAUGCAGGACUUCAUAUGCAAGAUCGAAAAAAUAUUGAAUCGAUGUUUUUACAAGGCGCAACAUCGACAUUAGCUAUUGGGGUAAACUUACCAGCUCACUUGGUUGUAAUCAAAUCAACUACGGCUUAUAAAAAUGGCGGUUUCAUGGAAUAUUCUGACUCAGAGAUUAAACAGAUGCUUGGUCGUGCUGGUCGACCGCAAUUCGAUGAUAGUGGAAUAGCAUUAGUAACCGGAAUUAAAGAUAAACUCGAGAGCAGGAUGAAGUCAAACCCUCAACGAUAUGAUCCAGGAUUUAAAGAAGGACAAAAUUGGGAAAAAAGGCUCGAAGGAAAGUUUCAGUUAGAGAAAGUAUCACAAGCAGAAGAAUUUAAUGAAGUAAAAUUGUAUCGUCAUGACAAACUGGCGUUAAAUAAGCUAAAUCAACAUGCGGAUAUCAAAUUUCCCCUUUCUGGAAAAGUGAAAGAAACUAGAGAAAAAGUUUUUAUCAUGAUCCAAGUCGUAUUAGGAAAUGUACCUUUAGAGGAUUCAUCAACUCGUGUACAGUUCAAUACGGAAUCGAGAGUCAUCAUUCAACAUAGUCAUCGUAUACUGAAAUGUCUUGUUGAAUUAGCAGCAUAUAGAGAGAAUAUUGCGGUUUUGAAAGUUUCAAUAAACUUAGCGAGAUGUAUGAAAGCAAAAAUGUGGAAUGAUUCUCCGUUGAUACUAAAACAACUAGAUGGCAUUGGAGAACAAUACGCGAAAAAACUUGCAGAUGCUGGAAUUACAAAUUUUGAACAAUUAACAGAAUGUGAACCAUGGAGAAUUGAAACUGCUUGCAAUCGAUAUCCACCGUUCGGACAUAACGUUCACGAAACAGUUUCGAGUCUACCAAAGUUUAAGCUUGAUGUUGAACGUGGUGUUUCUAACUCACCAGAAUAUCAAAUUUAUAUUGUGAAUAUUUGCCUGAGUAACAAUAAGAAAAUAUCCACAAAGCGUAAUGGAAUUAAUUUAAAUGCUGCAUUUAUAGCGGCUACAGAGGAGUUAUUACUAGAAUUUCGUCAAAUGCCGUUAUGGAAAAUCCAACAAGGAUUAAAAUUUCAUUUCAAAACGAAUAUACAAAUAAACCAACUAAUCAUUUGUUCCGUUUUACCGGAGGAAUUUAUCGGAUUGGAUGUCUACAAAACAAUUGUACCCGAUAUUCAGUUUGCGGAUAUUUGUGAAUCGCCGAAAAAGUUCGAAAUAAACAAGACAUCCAGUACGAAGGAAAAAGAAAAGCAACAUGAUAACAAUAUCAAAGGUCCGGAGUUGUUACCUAACGGACGAGUAAAAUGUAAUCAUCCUUGUAAAGAUAAACAAAAAUGUGCACAUGAAUGUUGUAAAAUUGGGUGUAGACGUGCACCAAAGAAGCGAAAGAAUAAUAAUGUAACAUUUAGCGAAGAGAUGAAAUCACAGCCAACUACUCAUGUUGAACAUGAUUUUUCAGAUCAAUCAUGGCUUGAAACUUUGGAUAUGAAUGAGUCAGCUACUCAUGUUGAAUAUGAUUUUCCAGAUCAAUCAUGGCUUGAAACUUUGGAUACGAAUGAGUCAGCUACUCAUGUUGAAUAUGAUUUUCCAGAUCAAUCAUGGCUUGAAACUUUGGAUAUAAAUGAGCCAGCUACUCAUGGUGAAUAUGAUUGUCUAGAUCAAUCAUGGUUUGAAACUUGGAAUAUGAAUGAGUUUGAUUUAAUGGAUUUAGAUGAAGAUAAGUUUUCUGAAUUACCUGAAUUACCUGAAUUACCUGAAUUACAAGAAAUGACAAUAGAAAAUAAGAAAGAUGCAGACAAAGAAGAAUUAGUGAAUGAAGAAAAUACGACUUGCGUUGAAAUAGAAAAUACAAAUAAAAUAUAUGAUAACUUAACCUCCGAUACUGACUUUGAAAUUUCAUGGGAAGUUAAGAAUGAAAUGAAUUGUAAGACUUUCACUGAAGCAUUGGAUGUUUUCGAUUACGUACUUCAAACCAUCCUUUAA
Messenger RNA from Cetraspora pellucida, 2886 nucleotides. NCBI's taxonomy places the organism in Eukaryota, Fungi, Glomeromycota, Glomeromycetes, Diversisporales, Gigasporaceae. The record is from the annotation of a GenBank genome assembly.